AUGGCGAAUCCAGCCUCAAUAGAGGAUCAUUCACGCAAACAUGAGGUGUCACCAGUUUUGCCCGAUCAAUCGCAGUCGCAAAAACAACCGCCAAUUACCCGAGCCGAGGCAUCACCAAUUGAAGCUCUUAACCUCGAAUCCAACUUGGACACCGAACCGAACUACCCAAAAGGGACUGAAUUUUGGUUCACUAUCCUCGCAGUCUGCGUGAUACUGGUCCUGGGAGGCCUCGAUGUCAACAUUGUCGCGACCGCUGUGCCCAGCAUCACUGAUCACUUCCACACGGUUGCUGAUGUCGGGUGGUACUCAUCUGCCUUUCGACUCUGCACAUGCGCGUUCCAAUUUGGGUUUGCCAAGCUGUAUCAGCUCUUCUCCAUUAAAGCGGUCUUUUUGAUGAGUGUUGCUAUCUUCCUUGUCGGCUCUUUGCUCUGUGCCACGGCGGCUUCGUCCAUGAUGUUCGUUCUCGGGAGAGCAGUAACCGGCCUCGGGUUUGCGGGCAAUUUGGCGGGGUGUUUCGCGGUCGCCGUGCAACUUAUACCACUAGAUAAGCGACCAAUGAUCAACCUUCCAAUUGGUGCUAUUAGUCUAGCGGCCCUGGUCUUUCUUUUAUCAGACCCCCCAAACCGUCGAGAGGACAACCUCACACUUGCCCAGAAGAUUAGAGCGCUGGAUCUAGUCAGCAAUUUCUUGUUCAUCCCGUCUCUAACUGCGCUCUUCAUCGCGCUGUCCUGGGCGGGAACAAAGUACCCCUGGUCGGACGCGAAAGUUAUUGGGUUAUUUGUUGUAUUUGGCGUGUUACUGAUCGUCUUUUUCCUUAAUCAGUAUCGACGCGGGGAGUCUGCGGCGCUCCCUUUUCGCGUUAUUAAAAGCCGAAAUGUCAUCGCCGGCUUUAUCUUCACAACUUGUACUAACUCAAUGACGAACGUCUUGGAGUGGUACUUACCAACAUAUUAUCAAGUCGUUCAAUCCCGGACCCCUAGCGAGAGCGGAUUUCUGAUGAUUCCAAUCCUAGCUGGAAUGAUGCUCGGACUUUUCCUUCACGGCAUCGGCACCUCCACGUUCGGGUAUUAUGCCCCCUUCAUGAUCUUUGGCUCUAUAUGCAUGCCGAUUGCCGCCGGCUUGAUGACCACUUACAGUCCCGACAUAUCUCUUGCGAAGAUCAUCUUCUAUUCGGGAUUUGCAGGCUUCGGCGGUGGUAUCGGCUUUCAAGGCUCCCAAACCGCGGUGCAGGCAACAUUAAGUGCUGCAGAUGUCAACCUUGGCAUCGGGGUCAUCUUGUUCGGGCAGAGUAUGGGACCAGCGGUGUUUAUCGCUAUUGCCCAGGUGAUAUUUACGAAUGAGUUAUCGUCGAGUUUAAGGGACAUUGUACCUGGCCUGACCCCGGCGGAUAUUGCGUACCAUGGACUCGGUGAUAUCAAGAAGAUUGUCCCCGUGCAGCGGUGGGAUGAGGCCGUGAUUGGGAUCGAUCGGAGCUUGGUUCGGACCUGGUACCUGACUGUCGCACUAGCUUGCACAACAAUUGUAGGAAGUCUCUUGAUCGAAUGGCGCUCAGUUAAACAAAAGCAGUCGUGA
Penicillium subrubescens is the source of this 1572-nucleotide messenger RNA. RefSeq lists its product as uncharacterized. Bases 1 to 1572 code for a protein of 523 amino acids. The transcript has 3 exons. Gene Ontology annotation, biological process: transmembrane transport. The record is from RefSeq and is a predicted model, not a curated record. Lineage: Eukaryota; Fungi; Ascomycota; Eurotiomycetes; Eurotiales; Aspergillaceae. Gene Ontology annotation, molecular function: transmembrane transporter activity.